This is a messenger RNA of Histoplasma mississippiense, 1413 nucleotides long. RefSeq lists its product with no specific name. Gene Ontology annotation, biological process: telomere maintenance via telomere lengthening. Gene Ontology annotation, molecular function: double-stranded telomeric DNA binding. Bases 1 to 1413 code for a protein of 470 amino acids. NCBI's taxonomy places the organism in Eukaryota, Fungi, Ascomycota, Eurotiomycetes, Onygenales, Ajellomycetaceae. The record is from RefSeq and is a predicted model, not a curated record. The transcript has 2 exons.
AUGGUUCGUGGGCAUGAAGAUGUCCAUAAAUGGGUGGAGGAGAUUCCAGACUCUCAGCCAAGAUCAAGACGAUCCAACCACCCCCAUCGGGAGAGAGCCACGGUCCCAGCACCUCAGAAACAAUCCUCCCAUACACGAAGACAGUUAUGGAAGACAGAUCAGAUUGGAAAGGGUUUGGUCACAUCCACUGUCCACUCUGCUGAUCAGAGGACAGCAUUGAGAAGAUCCAAUCAUCCAUCAAGUAUUAUAUCACCAACAAGGCCGGGUCGUUUGCAUCGGUUGCCGGUGGGAAGAAGGCUCCACAGUGGAGGAAGAGAUGAUGAGAGGUCGGAUUCCAGUCAUGAACUGCCAAGACCUACCGGGAUCCCUAUAUCGAGACAGGUGAAGCAUUCGCGUCAACAUCUCAGUCGGAAGCGUCGGGAUAGAAGCCCAGUGUAUCUAGAAGUAGAACACAGUGAGCAUUCAUCUGAACAGACAGCAUCACACAGGCAGACUCAACCUAUGGCUCUAAGUUAUCAAAAUAAACACCCUGGAUCGAUGAGGCUAUCUGAAUGUCAAAGCCAGCAUGUAGAAAUGCAACACCAUGCUGGAUCACGGAAGCGAGAGCGACCCUUGAACUCCUUGAUUGAAGAUGACUCUUCAAAGAUCAAAAGAUCAUGGAGGCAUCAUGGCCGGGCUCCUCCAGAGUCAGUCAGAGUCAAUAGGGAUACUCCCCAGUGGACUAGACAGGGCCAUAGGCAGGGCCAUAGGCAGGGCCAUAGGCAGGGCCAUAGACAGCAGACGGCAUUCUCCAAUCCCACUGGAUCUUUAAAUGAUGAGGAUGGUUCUUCUUCAUUAUUAUUCCAGCCCUACUCCGAGUCAUUCUAUAGUGAAGAUGACCACGCCCCAGAACAGCCAUUACCCCUCAAGGAUAAAGAUCACCAUAUCUCUAUGCAGUCAGCAUCAUCAUCAUCAUCAUCAGAACCCUCACAUUCAUUGGAUUUGCCGUCUCAUCAGCAGAGUGUUGACCCGCUCUUAUCCUCAGAGCAGCUGCACUCAUCACCAGCACCUCCACCAUCUCUUCCCCCCAGGGCAACCCAGCUGCGGAGGCCAGCCACCACUCGCCGUGAUGGUAGCCCACUGCCGCCCCGACGCAUGUGGUCUGAGGAGGAGGAGAGACGUCUUCUCCAGCUAUUUGUCGAGUAUGGGCCAAAAUGGAGGAUCCUGCAGCUGAUGGAUAAGGAACAUUCAGAUGGUGCAGUUCUACAGGACCGUAGUAAUGUUGAUCUGAAGGACAAGAUCCGAAACAUGAAGGUGCGCUAUGAAAAAGCAAAUAAGAUCCUGCCACCAAAUUUCGAAAAGAUCCAUCUAGGUCCCAAGGAGAAGAGGGUAGUGGAGACAUACACAGCCAUUAUAAAGCAACUAAAACGCUGA